Molecule: messenger RNA, 5610 nt
Organism: Mizuhopecten yessoensis (Yesso scallop)
Lineage: Eukaryota; Metazoa; Mollusca; Bivalvia; Pectinida; Pectinidae
Exons: 2
Coding region: 582-4070 (1162 amino acids)
Source: RefSeq, a predicted model, not a curated record
GUAAAAACGCCAGUAUGAUAAACAACCAUUGCGUACGACUGGUGUUGUAUACAGUUCAGGAAAUUCCAGUUGUCGAAGGCUCGUCAACACCUUAUAUGAGAGACCUUAACGAUGAUAUCGUUAUUAAUAGUCAUAAAGUUACCGUGACAGACACUACACGGGAAAAGCCGAUAAAUAAAUAGUGCCGAUCUCUGAAUUACGGCCUUAAUCUGGCUAGCUAUCGCUCGGUACUCAUGUCAUCACGGCCAGCCGGAAGUGAGUUAAAGUGUUAUACUACAUAUUAUGUCGUGUGGGUUUGGCCACAGCUAUUUCACUAGAUGACGAACGAACUAAACACUUCAAACUACAGUGUAUUUAUUCUAAUAGCUGCACUUUAGCUGGGGUAAGAGUGUAGAUUGGACGUGUAACAGUUUAGUAUUUACAAAUUUCCUAUACGUACUUGUGGUGAUCUUCCUGUGUGACGCUACGUGGGAGUGGAAAGCUAGGUGGAAAUAAUUCAUAAACAAAUCUACAGUUGACAGCUACACGUGUAUUGUUUGUUGUGUAGCUGGAAUGGACUACAUCCCUGACCUAUAACUACAAUGCAUUCCUGCGAGGAACAAUCGGACCUUCCUGACAAUCAUGCUGAUUCCGGACCAGUCAUCCCAAAACCGAAUCUCGAGUUCGAGGACGGCACACAUUCGAUUUUUAUGAUCAUUCAAAAGUUUCCUUUCCCAGUGGUCGUUCUUUGUGAUACGACGAAAUGUCCCAUUCCGGUGGACAGGUCAAGAUUCAGCUUUGACCUUUCCCAACCGCUAUUGUUCUACAGGAAGAGGAGCAUCCAAAAGAUUCCCGCCAGAACUCUGUUCGUGGACGACAACGAUCAAUACCAGGAAGCAGGCGAUCCUCUUCUCAUCCCCGAGGACUACAAAGGUUACUUCGCUAUAUUGAAGAGACGGACUCACGCCGGACCGACCGACAACAAUGCACCACAUUACACCAAGAUUGAGGACAUCGCACAGUCUGACACGGAAAAGUUCCUGAUUGGCGGACAAAACCGUGUGAAAGCAUUCCAAGUGACCAAUCAAAAGGAAGGUGAUCAAAGCCACUAUGAGCAACAGCGCAUGCUCUUCCCUGGAGAUGUUUUACGGAAAAUCAGAAUGUUUACUUCAGAAACAAAGAAAAAAUCCAAAUACUUACGACGAAGUUCUCUGAUAACAGAAAAAUUCCUCCUUUGCAUGGAUGAAGCAGAUCGGGAGGUUGUCAUUCCGUUUGCACAGGCCGGUCUAUUCUACUCUCUCACGACGACGUCAGGAAAGGGCACGUGCCCCGUUAUGCAAAUGAGCGAAAUCGUAGCUAGUAAAUACCUGCCUUGCGUCGUGAAGUUGGUGUACGGACGCGUUCCCACGACGCCUUGUAUUUUCUCAGGCCUUCUACAGCUCGACCAGGGUUAUUUGGAGCAGUCUAUCGUGGCCGCUACUAUCAUGAACAAGAAAAACAUUCUGGUAGAAAUACCAUCCACUUGUAAGAUGGAGUUCCGUGUUGCACACACUAAUGAUGAUCUGAUCUCCCAUCAAGGCUACCAGAACGCAGUACAGGUUUGCAGAGAAAAGAUCCACUCCUACAUGAGGAACAUCAAAGUUUGUCUUAGCUGGAAAUCCGAGGACUCGUUACACGGCGCAGGGUCGACCGGGUCAAUCACUAUCGGAGACCGGGUAUCCCAACUGCCGGCGGAAGCGGAAAUACUCGACCUUCCGACACCAUGUUCCAAGGAUAUGAAUCGGGACUCGGGUUACAUAAAAAUGACACCGUCAACCGAUGAUCUGAGUUCACAAACCGACGAUAGUGUUGAUGACGGCCAGGAUACUUACGUAAAAAUGAGUCUCACGUCACCCACGUCCCCUCCCGCCGAUUAUGUUCUUAAACUCUUCUUAGAGAACAAGUUCUUGGAGGUACCCGUAUAUUCUCAUGAUGCUAAUCAGACCGAGGAUGUUGAUGAUACCGUCAACUCCGACACUUUGAAGGCAACAGCGAAUAAAAGUCAGCACAUAACUGCGCCUCCUGAUCUCCCCCCUCCACCCGUCCCCUGUCCCGGGACACCACCUUCUCUCUGUGGGGGAUCACCAUCACAAGACAGUGGUAUUUCGGAUGUAGGUUUAACAGACACUCGACGUCCGUCUACUUUUAUAUUCGCCGAAAGUGAACAGAAUCCGGAUGACGACAUCACCUACGACAUCCCACAGAUUCCAACACGGCGUGUAAGUGCUCCGCCGAACUUCGAUACCAUGCCCCUCAUCUCAGAUUCCAAUCUUGGCGCUAUACCCAAAUCAUCUCCAUUUAACAAACGUAAAUCUAAAUCCAACAAGAACAGAGUGUCAAGCGCACCGUCCGAAAUGUUGAACAAGGAUGGGAGGCUGAUGAGUCCCACGGAGACCAUACACGAACAUGACUUUCCCACCGAGAACCCUCGCUACGAGAACAUUGAAGGUAUGAAAGAAAUUCAGGAAAAACUUAUACAACUUCAAAACGUGACGGAGUCUAUCAUUGCGGGAGACGAUUCGACGCCAUCCUGCUUUUCGUGGUAUCUCGGAUCUCCUGAUUCUCCUGAGUAUUACAACAAACCACACUCACCUUCCUCCCCGCCAGGAGAUGGUGAUUCUCUAAACCUGUCACCCUCUUACGUUUCUCCUUCUGCUCUAGAAGAGAGUGAUUUAGACACACCGCCAACUAAAUGUUCCGGGUCAUCUUGUGGUUCGACACUGUCGGAUACGCUGGACAGCGUCUUUGAAGCCUCACCAUGCCAUUCCGGGCCGCACAAUAAUAUAGAAUUGAUACAUGAUGCGAUGGACAAGAAAGUGGAUUCGAAAGAGGAUGACGAUAACGUUUAUGACGUCAUACCCGACAUACCCGGUUGUGAUUCAUACCCACCAUGCGGAAUGGUAAAAAUGUCGGACAAGGAUUACGUUGAUCUUAUGAAUUCUGACCUGGUCGAACUAGAACAGCCUCCUGCCCCCCAUCACUCGCAGUCCGUCACACACACGUAUGCGAACUGUGGUACUGAGGAUGUCGAGACAAGUGAAGGGGGUAGUGAUGGCGUGACAGUUGCUAUAGAGCCGGUCGAUAAUGAUAGUGAUACUACUGUGGUACUUGAUGACGUCACGGAUCGGAUUGAUGGAGGUAUCAAGACGAGUUCAGGUGAUCAUGACCCGUUAACUGAAUUUUCUGAUGCAGUUUUUGUCCAAGGCAACGAGUCUGAAAAGGCACUUGAAGAUACGGAGAAACAGGAAAUUUCAAACAACGAAAUGAACGAUAACACUGAUCAACCCAAUAUUACAGACGGAACAGAAAACGCGUAUAACACCGAAGAGAUCAAUCUGAACAGCAUUGAGUAUGUGGAUCAAGAACCACAUACUAAGCAAGAGAAUAUUUUGAGUGACGAUAAAUUGUCUGAAGAUCGCAUCGAAGAACCAUGUAGUGAAAACAAAUUCGGUGAGGAAGAGUCUCAGUGUCAGGACAAAGAGGGUGAGGACCACUAUCAAUACACACUUCAUUGUAAUGAAGACAUUCGGGUUGAUGCUAUUGAAGGACAAAACCCCGAAUCGAAUCAAAAUCGGCGAGAAUCAGUGUCUGAUAGUCUAGAGCUGCCUAGUCAAUAUGAUUCAAAUACUGGUUUAUCUACACAAAGUAAACCAUCCCCUCCUCCAGUAUCACCGAAACCGGUUCGCACAUAUUCCGAGAAAACGGACAUGGUUUCCGAAACAGUAUCGGGAAACAUUUUAACAAACAGUGAAGAGUCUGGUAAUGUUGACAUCAUUGAUGACCAACCAGUACACUAUCAACUCAAGCACUGUAAGAGGACGGAGUCUAACUGUAUAACAAUGUCGCCUGAACUCUUUGAACAAGAACUAAGAGACGUAGGAGUGACCACAAAAGCCAGAAACAGCAUUACAGAUCGAAACAUUAGCAUUGAAGAGUUACUCAAUAUGGACGUCGAUAACCUCCAGAAGGACUUACCCGGCGUCGGUUUCCUCGACCUCAAACGGAUCGCCAUGUUUAUCAGAAACAUAUUGACAAGGUCCACGGGUCAUUGAGUGUCCAAAUCGAUAUGUGAUUAUAAAGUGAUUUAGUGGUGGGCAACUGUGCAAUAUACCGCCGUCUACUGGGAGUGUUGAGUUACAUACUCAAACGGUACUGUUCAAAUACUUUAGUGCAUGCUAAAUACUGCAAUAUUGAAAGGACGGACUGCUUUUCCUUCUUUAUUUUGUAUUGUUUUAUGCUGGUUUUUUUUUAUUAUCGACAGUAUAUGUCCUGUCAAAAUUAGGACACCGGUGCUAGUCAUAUCGUCUUGUUUAAAGAUCAGUAAUUUGUAUUAUAAUUUUAUAAGUAUUUUCCAUGUGUUAUGUUGACAAGAUGGUGUCGAAUAAUCUGUCUAUGCUGUUGGUCAGUAGUGAAUUAUUAUGGUUAAAGAAGAAUGGUAAAUGACACGUUUUGUAAAAUAUUAUGUUAGCGUUAUAUAUCAUUAUGCACUUCUAGUUUGUGUGCCCUGGAGAUAGACUUACAUAUGUCCUUGCUAAAAUGGAUUCAGAACAAUAUUCGCUGACUUGCACUAAAAGAGGCCAACGAUGAUUUAAAACUUUUGUGACAGAUAUUUAAGAACCAAAAUACAGGCGCACAUAUUGGAGCUAUAUAAUUGAUAUAAAAUGUCAUGAUAAUUAUUUUACACCCAUGGCCUUCUAAUUUUAGCCGAGCAGCCUAGAUCCGCCCGUUAAUUGGUGCGCAAACAGCAUACAUAACGGUACAAUUAAUGCAGUAUUCCGCACACCGGACGAAAACUGACUAGCUUUCCAAUUAUAUGUUUAUACAAAUGAAUCAUUUUCUAUAUUUCCUGAUUGAGAUAUGUUAACACUGUUUCGGUGAGUCAGGACCUCAUUAGGUAUUCACGAUAGAAUUUUCAUGUGCCAUUUUCCACGUCUCUCCUACAAUGUCUGUGUGUAUUGUGUCGUAAUUAAGUGUUUGGGUUCUGUGUUACGUUUCCUGCGUUUUGUGAUAAUUUGCAGUUUUAGCUUACGUUGAAUUGUCAGCUAGGGUCAGGAGUUGCGUCUGCAGCAUGAAUUUCCACCCACUUACUGGCAAUUUUCAAUACUGUUUAGCACGUGCUAUACUGUGUACUGAUGUUCAAGUGGUAAUAAGUGGCUAGCUAACAUUCACAUACCUGUCAAAUAUUACUCCUGGUAAUGGCGAUAUUUUGACCCUAUUGCGUCAACGAAUUAAAUACAACAACUGUCAUUUUGUUUGUUAAAUAGUCUGUCUCUGUUAUAGAUGCAUUGUACUGAUACGAACGGUAGAAAACAGGGAGCACAUUUUAGCCAUCCACCUCGAUUAAUUGGAACGAUAUCAUUAUUGAUAUAUAUUGAAUAAAAUGACAUUGUGAUUUAUUUUGUAAAUAUGGCGCAAUAUUAUUUCUAUGACGUGCUGUAUAAUGUACUGCAAUAUUAAAAACAUAACACAAUAUGAAAUCCAGUCAAUGUUUUUACACGAUCGACACCGAUUUAUGAUUGAAAAUGUCAUAGAUUUAUAUAAUGGUCGUUAUUUUUAUGAACGUCGUUUUGAUUAAUAAAUGAUUAACAUAUU